This is a messenger RNA of Morchella sextelata, 2292 nucleotides long. RefSeq lists its product as uncharacterized. Gene Ontology annotation, biological process: deadenylation-dependent decapping of nuclear-transcribed mRNA; nuclear-transcribed mRNA catabolic process, nonsense-mediated decay. Lineage: Eukaryota; Fungi; Ascomycota; Pezizomycetes; Pezizales; Morchellaceae. The transcript has 6 exons. Gene Ontology annotation, cellular component: P-body; cytoplasm. The record is from RefSeq and is a predicted model, not a curated record. Gene Ontology annotation, molecular function: RNA binding; 5'-(N(7)-methylguanosine 5'-triphospho)-[mRNA] hydrolase activity; manganese ion binding. The coding region runs from base 1 to 2292 and encodes 763 amino acids.
AUGGAGCCUUACACUUCUACUUAUAUCCUUAGUCGCUCGACACUUCCAGAGACCCUCGAUGACCUCUGUGUACGAUUCAUUCUCAACAUCCCGGAGGAGGAGUUGAACUCAAUCGAGCGACUAUCCUUCCAGAUCGAAGCCGCGCAAUGGUACUACGAGGACUUCCUCCGGGACAUCAACCCUGCCCUGCCAACGCUCAACCUCCGUAGCUUCAUCUCAAAGAUCUUUGCCGUGCUGCCCCUCCCCGUUAUCGCCGGUCUCCCCGCUGGCGGUGCGGAAAGUGCAUUCAUCAACUUCAUGUCCUACAAGACGCGGGUGCCUGUGCGAGGGGCCAUCAUCCUGAACCCGACAAUGGAUAAGCUUCUACUUGUGAAGGGCUACAAGAAGGGCGCGAGCUGGAGCUACCCAAGGGGCAAGAUCAACAAGGAUGAAGACGACAUGGUCUGUGCAAUCAGAGAGGUAUUUGAAGAGACCGGGUUCGACUGUGAGGGCUUGGCGAAGGAGGAGGACUAUGUAGAGAUUGUGAUGAGGGACCAGAAUCUGAGGUUAUAUAUCAUACCUGGCGUUUCGGAGGACACGGUGUUCGAGUGCCAGACAAGAAAGGAGAUCAGUGAUAUCAAAUGGCAUCGCCUUACCGAUCUCCCCGCGUAUUCCAAGAAGAAGAAUGGGCCGCCGCAGAACGAGGUGCGGACUGGGAAAUACUACAUGGUGGCUCCGUUCCUCAAGGACUUGCGGAAAUGGAUCUCUACAAAGGGCAAGAAGUGGCUACAAGAGCAGCAUCAGCAGAGCCUUGCGGCGGCAGCAAACAGGAUAGCAGAUGAGACUGAGGUUGAGGAGGAGGUUGCGUCUCCAAUUCCAGAUCCAUCAGCUCAGCUACGGAAUUCCAUUGGUAUUCCGCCGCCGCCGCAGAACGAUGCAGCUACGGCCAAUGGGUAUUCAAGUACCGAUGAAGCUUCAAUGAGGCUCAAGAACAUGUUUUUCGGAUCCUCGAGUAAUCAGGAGGGGCAACAAGUACACCAAGUACAACAAAUACAACCCCAACAGGUACAAGCGCAACAUGUGCAACCAGCAGCAGUUCAUGGGGACCAGUCCGCGAGGUUGAUGAACAUGCUGGGCGCUGGGCCUUCUCCGAACCAGCAGUCGGGUGUCUCUCUGAAUGUAGAGCAACUGGAGCCGAACCCGCGAGCGUUGCUUUCAAUGCUCAAAAAUGGAUCUGGCGAACCCGUAACUCCGCGCGUCCCUCCCCAAGGAAAUUCGACUACUCAACUACCUUCAUCGCCACCGCCAAUGUCUAAUUAUCCAUCCGCUCGGUAUAAUCAGAAUUAUCAGAAUCAGCCAAACUAUCAGAAUCAACCAGGAUAUCAGGGCCAAUCAGGCUUUCAAAAUCAACCAAACUAUCAAAAUCAUCAAAACUAUCAAAAUCAUCAGAAUCAUCAAAAUCAUCAGAAUCAUCAAAAUCAUCAGAGCCAUCAGAACCAACAUCAUGGUCGUGUAAACUACGCACUGCCGCCGCAGCCGCAGCCAUAUGCAUUCUCACCUGUAAACCAGAACGGGUAUAGGCCGCCCAUGGUGCCUACACCUGCAGUAGAGACAACCAUUCCUCUACCCUCGAUCCCGGGAGAACAAGCAGGUACCCUACUGUCUAUUCUAACAGGAGCGACACCAGCACCGCAACAACCUGCACAGGCCCCGCCUCCACUAGCACCACGGGCUGCUGCAUCCCCGAAGGUAGAAUUUAGGGCCCCGCCUGCCGCUCCCUACGAACAGCCAGUCGCGAAGCCGCAGGCAGCUCCUAGGACCCCAAGGGUAACACACACCGCGCAGCAAGCUGCUCUUUUGGCCACCCUCCGUGGUGACAGCCCUCGCGCCGCUAGCGUCGCCUCGGGGCAGGCUUUUGCCCCCCCGCCACAAGUUAUACACGCACCGACAUCCCGCUCAUCGACCGUGGGACCGCAGGCUCAGUACCGCGCAUCUCCGGGUGUUGCAAGGCAAACAUCUCAGUACGCUCCACCACCGAACAACAUUGAUCGCAGGGACAGCAUCAGUAGCCAGCAGCAAACCCUCCUCGCCAUGUUCACCGGCGGCGUCCCGCCGGCUCCAGAGCCAGUGCUUCCCAACCCCGAGCAGGCCUAUUCCAACCCCAACCCUGCUAGCGGCGGGAGGAGCCGCAGCGCCAGCAGAGGCCGCGCCGCCAGAAAGGAAAAGAGCGAGCCGCUAAAGAGCCCGCUUGGCACGGAGAGACAAGGGUUGUUGGCAUAUCUUGAGGGCGUGGCCAAGAUGGGCGGGCAGUAA